This is a messenger RNA of Dermatophagoides farinae (American house dust mite), 4450 nucleotides long. It is a transcript of the gene Alk, whose product is annotated as Anaplastic lymphoma kinase. Gene Ontology annotation, cellular component: plasma membrane; signaling receptor complex. Gene Ontology annotation, molecular function: ATP binding; transmembrane receptor protein tyrosine kinase activity. The record is from RefSeq and is a predicted model, not a curated record. Gene Ontology annotation, biological process: positive regulation of kinase activity; protein phosphorylation; cell surface receptor protein tyrosine kinase signaling pathway. NCBI's taxonomy places the organism in Eukaryota, Metazoa, Arthropoda, Arachnida, Sarcoptiformes, Pyroglyphidae.
AAAAUAUUACAGAAAUAAUAAUUAAUGAACAUUAACAAUGAACACUUUUGUUGGAAAUUUUGUUUCAUAUUGCAAGAAUUUGAAAACAAAAACGAUAUCGUUCAAAUGUUUCAAGUUAAAUCGUAAAUGUAACGUCAUGAACAAGAUGUCAAAUUUUUUUUAAUCACAGCUUUUAACUGGACAAUUCUCCGUUGAAUCGAGAUGAAAAACACAAUUAUCGUCAAAAUAAAAUCAUUUAAUAUUGUGCUAAUCUUUAUCGUUGAUUUAUUAUUAGCGAUUAAUAGUCAAAAUAUUUUAGAAAAAAUUAACUGUGAUUUUAAUGAUGCUACCCUUUGUAAUUGGAUUCUAAAUAACAAUAAUGGCAUUGCUCAAUUUCAACCAAUGUUCAAUCAUACAGAUCUGUUUUUUGAUGAUUAUGAAAAAAAUAAUCAAGAAAAAAUACUUGUCGUUCGUCCUAAUCCACAAACGGAUAUCGUAUCGAUUAAAAGUCCAACACUGUAUUCAAGCGAUUAUGAUUAUGAAUUCAGUUUUCAAGUUAAUAUGAAUUUUUUUGGCUUCAUACAAAUUGUCAUUCGUCAAGAACAAAUUGAAUCACAAAUCUUAAAGAUCAAAGGAGAUCGGGAUCAAAAAUGGAAAACAUAUUCUGUAGGCAUGCCUAGAUAUCACAAGAUGAACAUUUUGCUGGAAAUUAAAUUUUUGACCAUUAAUUCAGAUUCGGAUUAUAUCGCUUUAAAUUAUGUGAAAAUUAUUGACAAACAACGAAAAAGUGAGACAAGCGACUGUGAAUAUCAAUGCCAUGAUAGCAAUUAUUGCCUAUCCAAUCAAAGCAUUUGCAACAUAUUCAAAGAUUGUCCGUUUGGAGAUGAUGAACAACAAAAUUGCGAUCUUCUACCUCCCGGAAGCUAUUGUAAUUUUGAUCAUGAUUUUUGCUCUUGGUUCAACUAUGAUGAACCGAAUUCAAGUGGUCAAUGGAUACAUUUAGCAAAUGGAUCCGAUUCUGGAUCAUUGGGUGUCGUAUUCAAAGGAGUUCAUAAAUUUGCUUUGAUUUCAUAUCUUAAAAGUCCAUUGUUCGAUUCGAUUCCUUUAUAUCAUUCCAUAACCUCCUCAAAUUAUUUUAACAGUUGCAAGAUUCACUUUUCUUAUAUUUUUCAUACUAUAUCGAUUGAUUUAGCUCUGGAGCUUGAGCCAUACGUUGAUAAUAAUGAUAAACAUAAACCGAUUCAAUUAUGGCGUUUUUUCAACAACAAAUUAUCAUCAAAAUGGGCAAAUGUUACUGUAACAUUACCGGCAAAUUUUCAUCAUAGGUAUCGUCUUAAAUUUGGAGUUGCAUUAGGAUUGAAAAGUACCAGUACAUUUGGACAAAAAGUUUACGUAGCCAUUGAUAAUUUUAGCUUAACUAAAUCAUGUUUCGGAAUCGAUGUUCCGGAGAAUGAACGACGCAUUCCAUUGUUCAUUCCAGGAAAAGAACAGGAUGACACGGAAAAAUUUUUCUCAAUUCCAAGAAAUAAAUCAAUCACUGCUUUUACCUUUACCUCAUGUGGUGCUACAGGAAACUUAGGUCCAACCUAUACACAAUGUGAAUUGUUUUAUUUAAAUUCUUCAACUCGUGCCGCUGUGUUUGAAAAAAAUAAAAAUCUUAAUCUCAAUUUGAACAUAAAUGGAACACAAAUGUGGAUUGUACCAAAAACUGGAUAUUAUACAAUCAUUGCCAAAGGAGGAAAUGGAGGUCGCGGCUUAUAUGAUCAUCCAGGGGGACUAGGAUCUCUGGUGCGAGCUAUAUUUCAUUUCCAAGAAGGUGAUACAAUUUUUCUUGUCAUUGGUCAUUCGGGUAGCAAUGUUUGUUCAGAAUUCACAAACAAUUUCGAUCAAUGUAAAUAUCCCGGCAAAAAUUCUAAAAUAUCCAUUGGCGGUGGUGGUGGUGGUGCUACAUAUAUUUUUAAACUCAAUCCUAAUUCCAAUUUAAAUGACAAAUGGGAACCAUUGUUGAUAGCUGGUGGAGGAGGUGGUGGUAAUGGCAAGUUCAAUCCAAAUUUCAAAUUAUCAUCUGCUCAACAUGGUAGGGGAUUUGAUAUUUACAAUUUGGGAUAUGAGGGAACUGGAGAUGGAGCCGGUGGUGGAUGGAAUACUUCCACAAUUAUUCAAAACAAUCAAACUGGCCAAUCAUUAUUGUAUGGUGCUGUAGGUGGAAUUCCUUGCCCUAGAUUAUCAAAAUGGCGAGUAACUGGUGGUUUCGGUGGUGGUGGUGGUAGUUCUUGUCAAUUUGCAGGUGGUGGUGGUGGUGGGUUUAACGGUGGAAAUGUGAACAAACCAUACGAUGCCGGUGAUGGUGGAACAUCAUACGUUGCAUUCAAUCAAUCAUUUUUGCAAUCGUUUAGUAAUCCAAACAUGUUAUCAUUGUCUGAACAAGAAGAAAUUCCUGCGAAUGGUUUUGCCAUGAUCAUCCCACAAAUCGAUAAUUGCUGCAAUGAUGGCCAAUUUUCAUGUCUAAUAACAGGCGAAUUUCAGAAUAUUACAAACAAAUAUUGUAUCUGUGGUCACGAAAAAUUUAUACCUGAUUCCUGUGUCUAUGAACCACCAAGAUAUGAGUUAAUUCUUUGGGCUGCAUUAUUUAUCAUUUCUGUCGCUCUUAUAUUAAUAACAUUUAUUUUGAUAGUGUUUCAGAGACGAAACUCAAAAAAGAAACAACAACCAACUGAACCGAGUGACAUGUAUCUUUUAUCAAAUAGCGAUUCAACUGAUUUACAAUUAAGUCGUCUAAGAAGCCAUAAUAUUAUUACGGAAUACAAUCCAAACUAUGAAUUCGGUGGAUCCACAUGUACACUGGGUGAUCUACGCGAAAUUCAAAGAGAAAAACUUAAUCUUGUCAAAGCUUUAGGCCAAGGAGCAUUUGGCGAAGUAUAUCAAGGAUUUCUUCAUAAUAUGCCUGAUGAAACCAACGAUGAACUACCCGUUGCCGUGAAAACGUUGCCUGAAUACUCAGCCAAUAAACAAGCAGAAAUGGAUUUUCUCAUGGAAGCGUUGAUCAUGUCGAAAUUCCAUCAUAGAAAUAUCGUUAGAUUUAUUGGAAUUUGUUUUGAAAAGAUGCCUCGUUUUAUCAUUCUGGAAUUGUUAUCUGGAGGAGAUUUGAGAACAUUUUUGCGUGAAAACCGAAGUGUUGCAGAGAAACCAUCAACACUAGUUAUGGGCGAUCUACUUGUGAUGGCUUUAGACGUUGCUUGUGGGUGUCAAUAUUUAGAAGCAAAUCAUUUCAUUCAUAGGGAUAUUGCAGCACGAAAUUGUCUACUUACUUCAAAAAUCAAAAUGAAUCUUAAUGGAAAUACAAAUCAAACAUUCAAUAGUAAUGGCAAUUUUGAUCUAAACAAUUACAAAAAUGGAUUCAACAAUAGUGGAAUCGUUGUGAAAAUUGCCGAUUUUGGAAUGGCAAGAGAUAUUUAUCGAGCAAAUUACUACAGGAAAGGUGGUAAGGCAAUGCUACCAGUGAAAUGGAUGCCACCCGAAGCUUUUUUGGAUGGAAUAUUUACAUCGAAAACUGACGUAUGGAGUUUUGGUGUUCUUUUAUGGGAAGUGAUGUCAAUGGGAUACUUGCCUUAUCCAGGAAGAGGAAAUCAAGAAGUGAUGCAAUUAGUGACAGCUGGUGGACGUUUAGAAUGUCCGAAUUCGUUGACUCCACCUCUUGUUUAUGAUAUAAUGAUGCAAUGCUGGAACGCUAGCCCUGAACUCCGUCCUAAUUUCACGACAAUAAUCGAUAGCAUUGGUAAUUGUUUACGAGAUCCAAAUAUUCUCAAUGUUCCAUUGCCCAUAUUCCAUCGUUCAGCAUCAAUGGAAAAAGAUACCACUUUGAUGAGACCACCACCUGAUGCAACUGAUUAUCUAAUACCAAAUAAUUUUGGUUCACAAACCAACUCUAAUUAUAGCGUUGCAACGGAAAAAACCGAAUUAUUAUCACCUGAUACUUGUUCGACAUUAAGCUGUAAUAACGAUGAUCAUAACAAAAAUUUCGAUACAAUUGAUAGCCACAAUCAUGUUCAUCAUGAUUCAACUUCAAUAUUAAAUCCAAAUUCAUCUUAUAAUUUUGAUUACUUAAAUCAACGAAAUCCAUAUAAUUCGGAAAUCAUUUUGGAUCCAAACAGAUUUAACAAUCAAAAUCCAUCAGUUAGAUAUGUAAAUGUAAAUGUUAAUAAUUCUAUGGUACAAAAUAAGAAUAUUUGACAUCAUCAUCAUCAUCAUCAACAACAUGAAUCAUUCGGCAUGAUUUGAAAACGAAAAAUCAAAAAAAAAAUUAAUUUUAUUAUUGGAAAAAAAAUUCGUUUAUUCUUGCUAAUCUAUAUAAAUUUAACAUUUCGAUUUUUUUUUGUUUGAAAGUUAAUUUUCAACCGAAUAGAAUGGAGAGCAAAAUUUUAUGUCGAAUGUAUAUAUGAAUAAAAUAAAAUUCGUAUAAUUUAUUCAUUUA